CCCCUUCCAUGAUGACGUGUCCAUGCCGCAGGGACAGCCACCAUUGGCUCCUGCGUUGCCGGUUCGUCUAGGUUCGCUCCACACCUUUAAGACCUGGGGGCCGAAUGCGUCUCCCACCCCCCGACAGCUGCCAAGAUGGCGGCUCCCGGGGAUGGGGGCGGCGAGAGCGUGGCAGCGGCAUCGCCGCCGUCUCCUGCUGAGGGAGAGCCCCCCGGACCGGCCGCCGCCCGCGGGGCUCUCCACAGCGCGGCGGCCGGGGAGAGGGUUGGCCUGCUGGGACCUGGGUAUCUCCCCGGGGCGGUCGCGGCCAGGGGUGACUUGCUGGGUCCGCUGGAGCCUGAGGAGGACGGGGGCCUGCUGGGCCCCCUGGAGGCUGGAUCUCCCACCGAGGAGGGAGCGGAGGUGCUGGCGGUGACCGAGGUGCUGGCCCAGAGCCUGGCCGCCAGCUCCUCUGCCGUCGGCACCACUCUCUACCUGGAGCCGGGUGGGAGCCUGGUGCAGGGGGCUGAGCUGAGCGCCGAGGAGCGGCUGGUGGCGGCGACCGAGAACCAGGCCGUUGGGCUGCCGGGGAAUUUGCCGGCGGAGAAGAGUCAGGCCGAGCCACUGGCUCAGCUUCCCGGCCAGCAGGCCACAGCGACGCCUCUGGCCCCCGAGGAGCUGCAGAGGGUCAUCGAACAAGUGAGCAGGGCCCGAAAGCAGCCUCCACCGUCUCUUCUUCCCUCCUCUGGAGCUGGCAUUGGGUCCUUAUUGUUGCCUCCUCACCGAGGUGGAGGGUACUCGCUACCCCAGGAGAUUAGCCUCGUGCCCCCAGCAUCAGGGUUCAGCAGAUCCCCACAGGGCUGUAGCCUGACUGCUGCCUCCGGGUCCCAGCCAGUGACUAGUAUCAUGCACAAUGCAGCACAGCAAUUGCAGAAUGUGGCCCAGCAGGUUGCCCUUCAGCAGGGCAAAGCUAUCGGUACCACCAGGUGCCUUGUACACAAGCAAUUAGAAGCCAUUUGUGUUCAAGUGCAGCCGGGGCAGAUGAAGGAAAAUGAAAAGCCAGUGCCACCUCUUGCAGAAGUCCAGUCCAAAGCUAUAACACCGAGUCAGCCAGUUGGUAGGAAUUGUGGUCUGUCUAGACUUAAUAUUAUUAAUCCCCAGAUUAUUAGGAUACAGCCUGUAACAGGAACUGAGCAGCAACAGUUUUUCUUGCAUAGUUCUUCUGAGCCUCCAGUUCAGCUACUUGUGCAGAGACCGUUAGCCCCUGAUGGACCAGUGUCAGUAAAUAAGAUUCCCACACACCAGACAUUGAAUGGACAAAAAACUACAUGUGCCGCAGUGUCUGCUACUGAGUCUCAAAAUGUUACUUUGGUGGCAGCCAGUUCAGCAAAUACUCUUAUCUCGAGCCUUGAGAAAAAGCAAAAAGAAGAACUAAAGCUAAAAAAAUCUUUGAAAGUGAAGACUCGUUCUGGACGGAUUUCACGUCCUCCAAAAUAUAAAGCGAAAGAUUAUAAAUUCAUUAAAACAGAGGAUUUGGCCGACGGUCAUCAGUCUGAUUCUGAUGACUAUUCUGAACUAAGCAUAGAAGAUGACGAUGAGGGGAAAGCAAAGGGAACGGAUGCAUUAUUCGAUCCUUUGAAUUAUAACCUGAAGCCCAAAAUGUUUAAAUGUCAGACUUGUGAAAAAUCCUACAUAGGAAAAGGAGGAUUAGCACGACAUUAUAAACUUAAUCCAGGUCACGGACAAUUGGAGUCUUCACAGCAAAAAGUUUCUAUGAAUAAAACUAACAGAAGUGUGUUUCUGGAUAUUUCUGGAGGAGCAGAAGAUGAAACUGUGAGUCUGACACUCUCGCAACCAAUUGCUGUCACUUUAAAUAAUGAAAAUUCGCUAGCUAUUGGUUUGGAAGAAACUGCUUCUUCACAGAGUGAGCAACAGACUGGUAAAUCUGCAGCAGACAGACCUUUGUUGGCAGCACAACAAAAUGAGACUGAUCUAGUACAUCAGGGACCUGGAAUGCCAAAUGGACCUGGAAGACCCAGACGACCUAAAAGACGUGGCCGACCGAGGAUGACUGGAAGAUCAAUUUGUUCGGGAAGACUUAGUAGACCUGGUCGGUCUCCUUCUAAGUCGCUUAGUAAUGUGGCAACAGAACACAUCAUAUUUAGAAGAAAGGCUGGACUAAAAGAGCUAAUCCAACAAUGUGACAAUGAAGAUUUAAUGGAGCUGGCCCUUCCCCGCCUGACAAAGCUUGUUACUGUGUUUGAAUUUCUACUGAUGAAGGUUGAAAAAGGUUACCCAGCAAAAGCCUUUUUUCCAGAUGUUUAUAGAGAAUUUGAAGAGUUACAUAAUAUGGUAAAGAAAAUGUCUCAAGACCAUUUCAGUAAUUCUGAUUUUCUGAGUUAUCAGCAACCUGUGGAAAUAAAAGAUCCCAAGGUUGCUGAAUCACUAGGAAUUACAGAGAAGCUUCUUGGAAAACAAAAGUUACAAGCUAUAGACUCCUCCACACAAUGUAUGAUUAAAACAGUUGGUGAACAAAUGUUUACAGAGAUAUCAGGGAAAAAACGAGCAAAUGAGAGUUCAUAUGAAGAACUGUUGCCAUCAGCUAAAAGGACCAGAGUAGAAGGCAUAUUGGAGAAUGUGAAAGAUGUUUAUGCUAGCCAAAAUGGAGAAGAGGAAAAGAGCUGGAACUUGUCUACACUGACUACAGAAGACGUGUCUAGGAGCCCCUAUCAUGGACCAGGAUCCCAUUGUACUAGGGACUGUACAAACACCGAAAAGACAGAAUGUGGGGCAGAGUGUAGAGCAAAUCAGUGUUUUAAUCCACUAAAUGGGGUGUCUGUGCUUUCCGAAGACAGCGGUAUUACUCCUAGCACAACUGGAAGUGCAAAGCAUACAGGUGAGCAACGUAAACCAUUUGAUUUAGAAACUAGAACUAACUCUGCAAAUUCAGAUAUCUUUCAGUCCAUGAGAAUGGAAUGCUCUCAACCCGUAAGUAUACAGGGACCAGAUAGUACAAGUAACACAUCUCCACCAUGUACUGAAGUACUGUUGCAUGCUGAGGCAGAUAACUCACCAGAAGAAUUUGUUCAAGCACAUUUUGUAAAUGAGAACACAGCAGGUGGACUGACAAGUUCUGAAUUUUGUAACUGCAUGGUAUCAGAAGAUGUGAUUGAUAAUCAGAGUACCAACUUGUCAAUGAAUGAGGAAAGUGAUCAUAAUGGAAAAUAUCAGAAACUUCAGCAAGAUGAAGAAAACCAGAGUUACACUAAUACCAGUGAACAGUCUGAACAACUUAAUGAUGCCGAUAUUGCUGAUCAGAUGCAGCAGCUUGAAAAAGUCUUUUCAACAAGCAUUGUGCCAGUAGACCAUUCAUACAAGACUCAAACUGACCCACAUCAGAAUCCUGUACAGGAAACCUCCAUAUCCAUUCGGGAGAAUCUUGAAAGUUCAAUUAAAAACUUGAAUGAAUUCUCUUGUGGGCUAGAGGAACAACAUGCUGGACAACAUGAGCUAGCAGUUACUGUAGGUGAAACUGUAGCCUUUGAGAUUGCUGAUGAGAGCCAUGAAUUCUUGUCUCAGGGACACGAACAGAUCUUUAUUCAGACUGCAGAUGGGCUUAUUCUAUCUCAUCCAGGUACUGCUGUUCUGUCUCAAGCAGAAGGCAUUGUGAUUGUAACUAAUGCUGACGGUACUACAAUGCACAUUCGCACCCCUGAGGGGGUUCCUUUGGAAACUGUGGAAGCACUACUGGCAAUGGAAGCGGAUGGCCAAAGUGAAGAUAUUUUGCUCUCGCAAAGUGAAGUGGAGCCAUAAAUAUAAACACUUGUUUUAUUUAUACAUGCUUUCUUCUGGAAAAGACUGAUCAUAUCAAAUGUAUAUUUUUCUAAUGUGAAUAUUGAAAUUAACUUAUUUGUAAACAUUUCUAUGACAUGUACUUUUUUAUAACUUAUGUUCAUAUUAGCAGUAUUGCAACCAAAAAUUCUAAGGAAUGACUUUUGAUUCAACUUGUGCUCUUAAUUGACUGUGUGUGAGGGGACGUGUGGAUACCUGUCAACCUUAGUUUUGAUGCACUGUUACCUUUUUUGUUAUAUACAGUUUUACCCUUUGGCCCAACAGAAAUGCAAUAUAAUGUGUUGCACUGCCUGUUGUCAGUGAUAUGCUGUAUACUGGCAACCUGUACAUGGGCAAAAUAAAAACAUUAAAAGGAGCUGUA
Chelonia mydas (Green sea turtle) is the source of this 4192-nucleotide messenger RNA. It is a transcript of the gene ZNF839, whose product is annotated as zinc finger protein 839. The transcript has 9 exons. The record is from RefSeq and is a predicted model, not a curated record. NCBI's taxonomy places the organism in Eukaryota, Metazoa, Chordata, Testudines, Cheloniidae. The coding region runs from base 136 to 3792 and encodes 1218 amino acids.